AUGUCUUCGAACGUAGGCCUCUCCACCCCACGAGGCAGUGGUACAUCCGGCUACGUCCAACGAAACAGCGCCUUCAUCAAACCGCGCGCCCAAGGAUACGGCGCGCCCUACCCCACCCCAGGCUCCAAAGGACCCUCCUUCAAACAGCGUCUCCCAGACAAGCAGAUCCUGGAACAUGACCGGCGCCGCGCCAUCGAAGUCCGCGUCAUGGAAGAGCGCGAGCGACUGGAAGAAGAAAAUGAGCGGAUCGAAGAGGCGCAGAGCAAGGACAAAAAAGAAGAAGGGGAAGGACGUUGA
Penicillium chermesinum is the source of this 297-nucleotide messenger RNA. It is a transcript of the gene cwc21, whose product is annotated as U2-type spliceosomal complex subunit CWC21. The coding region runs from base 1 to 297 and encodes 98 amino acids. Lineage: Eukaryota; Fungi; Ascomycota; Eurotiomycetes; Eurotiales; Aspergillaceae. The record is from RefSeq and is a predicted model, not a curated record. The transcript has a single exon.